AUGCCCGAGACCUCGGAUAAAUCUGAGCUUAAGGGCGAGAAAGACAACUUAAAAAGGAAAAGUAGUGGCUCUAGAAGCGAACACAUUGAAGCAAAUGUUAGAAUCAUCGAAAGAGGUGAUGGCGCCGAUGGCGCCAAAACUGACUCACAUGGUUUACAAGAGCUGGCCGCUACGCUGAGACAGGGUUUCACCCAGAUGUCUCAAGAUUUAUCCAAGACUAUUGCUGAGUCGUUCAAACAGUUUCAGUCAGACUUUGAAAUACAAUAUGUUGACACGGAGGAAGAACAGGAGGCAAAAUCUGCCGAGAAUGACCACGAGGUCAGCGAAGAGCCCCCCACGAAGAAGAAGCGACAUGACAAAACUACGAGCUUAGAAGAAGCUGUGACAAAGCUGGCUGACUCAACCGGGGCUCAAAAUAUGCCUUCUAAUGAAGGAAAAUUUGAGGUACUUAACAGCUUGAAACAAGAGCUGAAGAAAGAGGAGACGGGCCCAAGUGUAAACACAGAGCUGGCGAAUGUAGUGAAUGCCAUGCUCAAAGAAGGGCUGCCUGAAGAGAAACUUCAGGAAAAGUUGAACAAGUAUAACAGACCAGAGAACUGUGAAUUCUUGACAAAAGUACGAGUCAAUCAACCAGUAUGGGACCACCUUACUCCAACAGUCCGGUCCCAAGAUGUUAGACUGCAAAAGGUGCAGACAUCCAUCUUCAAAGGAAUGUGCGCGUUGACAAAUAUGAUCGACAAACUCCUUGAGCACUUGUCGUCACUCCCAGCGGGAAACGACCUUCUUCAAAAGUCAACAGAUGCACUUACAUUGUUCGCUAAUGCAAACAGUGAACUCAAUCAAAGACGAAGGGAAUUUAUUAAACCGGAUUUACACGAGGAAUACAAACAUCUUUGCUCCUCGUCGGUUCCGAUCACUGACCAAUUGUUUGGCAAUGAUCUCCCGAAACAAGUGAAAGAAUUGACCGAGGUCAAUCGAGUGGGAAAGAAAGUCUCCACACACAGUGGUGGAUCAACGAACAAGCCUGAUUAUCACAGGCACAACUCUUAG
Pocillopora verrucosa is the source of this 1050-nucleotide messenger RNA. RefSeq lists its product as uncharacterized. The record is from RefSeq and is a predicted model, not a curated record. Lineage: Eukaryota; Metazoa; Cnidaria; Anthozoa; Scleractinia; Pocilloporidae.